AUGUCGUUCUCAGCAUCUUCAAGCACCAUCGCAUCCGAUGUGCCCAAAACCAUGAGAGCGCUCCUCAUCGAGGAGUUCAACGCCGAUCCACCCUACGUCCUCCGCAACGACCUGCCCGUCCCCUCGCCCGGCCCCAACGAUGUCCUCAUCCGCAUCGCCACCGCAGGCUAUUGUCACACCGAGAUGAUGGUGGCUCGCGGAGAGUUCGCCUCCAAAUCGCGAAAGCCCCUGCCCCUCAUCCCCUCGCACGAGCCCACCGGUAUCAUCGUCGGUCUCGGCAGCACCGCCUCCUCCACCACCCCCGCUGGCGCCUCCUCUCCACUACAGCUCGGCGAUCGGGUCGGAACCAUUACAUUCUACGACCCCUGCGGUACCUGCCCGGAGUGCAAACGUGGAACACCCAAAUACUGCACUGAACAGGACAUGCUCGGUGUCACCGCUAACGGCGGUUUCGCAGAAUACAUGCUUGCAGACUAUCGUUCCUGCAUCCCUCUUCCCGAUGCAUUGGACUUUGAUUCCGCUGCACCGCUCUUCUGCGCCGGUGCUACGAUCUACACUGCCAUUGCACAGUGUCGUCUGGAAAAGGGUUCCACCCUCGCCAUUGUCGGAGCGGGUGCGUUGGGCCAUCUCGGUGUGCAGUUUGCCAAGUGUCUCGGCCUCAAAGUCUGGCUGUUCGACGCCAGAGAUGCUCCUUUAGACAUGUGCAAAUCUCUUCCAUAUCCACCCGAUCUCUCAAUCAACUCUGGCGAUAUCAAUGGACACGAUCAGCAAGCCGUAGACACUUUCGUCCGCGAAAAGCUCGCGGGUGAAAGAGCAGAUGCAACCAUCAUGUGCACAGACGUCAUCCCCGCUUACGAGUUCGGUCUAGCAAUCACCAAGAAUCACGGUCUGUUUAUGGUCGUAGGUCAACCCAACGAUCCCAUCCCCAUCCACUAUAAUCACUUCAUCUUCAGAGACAUCACUGUGAAAGGAAGUCUGUUGGGCGAUCCAAAGACCACAAGGGAGAUGUGCGAGUUGGUCGCGAAGCACAAGAUCGAGCCGAGGCGAAAACGUGUGGCGCUAACCGACGUGCCUGUCCUUUUCCAGGUCGAGCAUCGACGUCGUCGGCAGAAGCGUAUAAAGAGACCGUCUCUUCAGAACCUCAGCGAGUACAUCGAAGUUCACCAUCUCGCAAACCACCCGCACCGCACUCCCUGUCGUUCAACCGCCAACAUGUUCGGCCGCACCUCCCUCCUCACCGCUCUCGCACUUCUCUCCCUCACCGCCAGCUCCGCGCUCGCCGCCACCCUCACGUGGGACUGCACGCGCGUCCCCAACAUCUGCUCCAACGACUGCUACGCCAUCCAAUGCGCCUCCAAACCCACCACGCUCCACCGCGAUUCCGCCAACGCCUCGACCAACCGUGCCGAGACGGCGUGCAAAUCUCCCAACCGCUGCUCCGGCAACCCGUCCGAUUCCAACUCUUGUGGUACGUUCUUCCUUCCACCUUCCCUCCUCAUUCUAUCCUGCUGUGUUACUAACGUAACUUGUCUGUUGUCCGGUGGAGUUUGUGUAGAUGAGUAUCCCUACGCAUCGUCACAAGAAGGCGGUGCGGGAAGCGUAACCCGAUGCGUUCCAAGCACCGAAAACAGUCGUCAGGGUGGAACGCUCUCUAGCUUCUACACCAACAACGGCAUCGAAGACGGCGACGCCUACAAUGUCGCUUUCGCUUCGACUAGUGGGUUGCAGUACUGCAGUGGUUCUUGCACUAACACGGGCAACCAAUUGAUUAAGAGGUACCCGGUGUUGGGUCCGCAGUACGUGCCCAGAUCGUUCGUUACGGAUGAAGGGCAUGAAUUGACCAGUAAGUAUUCGCAGCGCAGUAAGAAAGUAGGGUCAGUGGGUGAAGAUGACUGA
Molecule: messenger RNA, 1896 nt
Organism: Pseudozyma hubeiensis SY62
Lineage: Eukaryota; Fungi; Basidiomycota; Ustilaginomycetes; Ustilaginales; Ustilaginaceae
Product: alcohol dehydrogenase
Exons: 3
Coding region: 1-1896 (631 amino acids)
Source: RefSeq, a predicted model, not a curated record